Messenger RNA from Rattus norvegicus (Norway rat), 2336 nucleotides. It is a transcript of the gene Ccn2, whose product is annotated as cellular communication network factor 2. The record is from RefSeq and is marked validated. The transcript is spliced from 5 exons. Gene Ontology annotation, biological process: animal gross anatomical part developmental process; signal transduction; regulation of multicellular organismal process. NCBI's taxonomy places the organism in Eukaryota, Metazoa, Chordata, Mammalia, Rodentia, Muridae. Gene Ontology annotation, cellular component: extracellular region. The coding region runs from base 225 to 1268 and encodes 347 amino acids.
CACAGCUCUUCUCUCCAAGAAGACUCAGCCAGACCCACUCCAGCUCCGACCCUAGGAGACCGACCUCCUCCAGACGGCAGCAGCCCCAGCCCAGUGGACAACCCCAGGAGCCACCACCUGGAGCGUCCGGACACCAACCUCCGCCCCGAGACCGAGUCCAGGCUCCGGCCGCGCCCCUCGUCGCCUCUGCACCCCGCUGUGCGUCCUCCUGCCGCGCCCCGACCAUGCUCGCCUCCGUCGCGGGUCCCGUUAGCCUCGCCUUGGUGCUCCUCCUCUGCACCCGGCCUGCCACCGGCCAGGACUGCAGCGCGCAGUGUCAGUGCGCAGCUGAAGCGGCGCCGCGCUGCCCCGCCGGCGUGAGCCUGGUGCUGGACGGCUGCGGCUGCUGCCGCGUCUGCGCCAAGCAGCUGGGAGAACUGUGCACGGAGCGUGAUCCCUGCGACCCACACAAGGGUCUCUUCUGCGACUUCGGCUCCCCCGCCAACCGCAAGAUUGGCGUGUGCACUGCCAAAGAUGGUGCACCCUGUGUCUUCGGUGGGUCCGUGUACCGCAGCGGCGAGUCCUUCCAAAGCAGUUGCAAAUACCAGUGCACUUGCCUGGAUGGGGCCGUGGGCUGUGUGCCCCUGUGCAGCAUGGACGUGCGCCUGCCCAGCCCUGACUGCCCCUUCCCGAGAAGGGUCAAGCUGCCCGGGAAAUGCUGUGAGGAGUGGGUGUGUGAUGAGCCCAAGGACCGCACAGUGGUUGGCCCUGCCCUAGCUGCCUACCGACUGGAAGACACAUUUGGCCCUGACCCAACUAUGAUGCGAGCCAACUGCCUGGUCCAGACCACAGAGUGGAGCGCCUGUUCUAAGACCUGUGGGAUGGGCAUCUCCACCCGGGUUACCAAUGACAAUACCUUCUGCAGGCUGGAGAAGCAGAGUCGUCUCUGCAUGGUCAGGCCCUGUGAAGCUGACCUAGAGGAAAACAUUAAGAAGGGCAAAAAGUGCAUCCGGACGCCUAAAAUUGCCAAGCCUGUCAAGUUUGAGCUUUCUGGCUGCACCAGUGUGAAGACCUACCGGGCUAAGUUCUGUGGGGUGUGCACGGACGGCCGCUGCUGCACACCGCACAGAACCACCACACUGCCGGUGGAGUUCAAGUGCCCCGAUGGCGAGAUCAUGAAAAAGAACAUGAUGUUCAUCAAGACCUGUGCCUGCCAUUACAACUGUCCCGGGGACAAUGACAUCUUUGAGUCCUUGUACUACAGGAAGAUGUAUGGAGACAUGGCGUAAAGCCAGGGAGUAAGGGACACGAACUCAUUUAGACUAUAACUUGAACUGAGUUACAUCUCAUUUUCUUCUGUAAAAAAACAAAAAGGAUUACAGUAGCACAUUAAUUUAAAUCUGGGUUCCUAACUGCUGUGGGAGAAAACACCCCACCGAAGUGAGAACCGUGUGUCAUUGUCAUGCAAAUAGCCUGUCAAUCUCAGACACUGGUUUCGAGACAGUUUAGACUUGACAGUUGUUCACUAGCGCACAGUGACAGAACGCACACUAAGGUGAGCCUCCUGGAAGAGUGGAGAUGCCAGGAGAAAGACAGGUACUAGCUGAGGUCAUUUUAAAAGCAGCGAUAUGCCUACUUUUUGGAGUGUGACAGGGGAGGGACAUUAUAGCUUGCUUGCAGACAGACCUGCUCUAGCAAGAGCUGGGUGUGUGUCCUCCACUCGGUGAGGCUGAAGCCAGCUAUUCUUUCAGUAAGAACAGCAGUUUCAGCGCUGACAUUCUGAUUCCAGUGACACUGGUCGGGAGUCAGAACCUUGUCUAUUAGACUGGACAGCUUGUGGCAAGUGAAUUUGCCGGUAACAAGCCAGAUUUUUAUGGAUCUUGUAAAUAUUGUGGAUAAAUAUAUAUAUUUGUACAGUUAUCUAAGUUAAUUUAAAGACGUUUGUGCCUAUUGUUCUUGUUUUAAGUGCUUUUGGAAUUUUUAAACUGAUAGCCUCAAACUCCAAACACCAUCGAUAGGACAUAAAGCUUGUCUGUGAUUCAAAACAAAGGAGAUACUGCAGUGGAAACUGUAACCUGAGUGACUGUCUGUCAGAACAUAUGGUACGUAGACGGUAAAGCAAUGGAUCAGAAGUCAGAUUUCUAGUAGGAAAUGUAAAAUCACUGUUGGCGAACAAAUGGCCUUUAUUAAGAAAUGGCUUGCUCAGGGUAACUGGUCAGAUUUCCACGAGGAAGUGUUUGCUGCUUCUUUGACUAUGACUGGUUUGGGAGGCAGUUUAUUUGUUGAGAGUGUGACCAAAAGUUACAUGUUUGCACCUUUCUAGUUGAAAAUAAAGUAUAUAUAUUUUUUAUAUGAAA